UUCGGACACAGCAACAUCGGCAGCACUCCGGUAGCAUCUGACUACUACGCAGAGUCACGCAGAACGACACAACAGCGAAGAUUUUACUCUUCACGCCUGCGGUCUCUAAACAGCUGCCAAAAUGCCCGAGCCAACCGCGGGAGCAGGCAAUCAGCCUGCACGCCAGCAGGAGGGUCAGAUGUCUAUCUUCAGGACAAUAAUGCAGGGCGUGGCCAUGUAUAUGGCGAUGCAGUUUGUCAUGAAGCAGUUCGUCGGAGGCCCCAAAGCCACCACGAUCCGCGACGCCAACGGAAACCCGGUUCAGGUUGCAACCGGAAGCCAAGUGCCACCCUACAGCGAACGGCCGAAGCAACUGAACGACGGCGCCGUAUACAAUCGGAUACCACAGCUCGUGGCGCCUAUCUGGCCGGAUAACAGCGCGGUCGACAUCGUGGUGACCGUGUCUCCGUCAUUCGGACUCACUCCGCUCAAGGACUACUCCAGAGACGAGAUUGUGCUUGAAGAGAAGCAGUUUCGGAUAGGCAACUGGACGGACUCGCGCACCGCAGAGGGUACCAUUCAUGUCCCGACAGCCGUUCAGCACAACGGUACGCUCUGGGGUCAUUUCUACGUCGGCCUUUCGAACGCUCAGCUCGAUCCCACCCAGCGAGGAUACGACCCGGCUUCGGCUUACCACUUCGUUUACCCCCUCACUCAGUACAUUCCCAAGAAGAAAGAAGUCAAGACGAGGAAUCUCUUGGAGGACGCGCCGGAGGCGGCCGAGGAGCCCGCCGACGAGGAGGUUGAGCAGUCCGGACCCAUCAUUGCCAACUACUACCACCCAAAUGUGUCGCUGUCCUUCAUCCCGAACACGGGGACCUUCUCCUUCCCCCAAUCGCAUCCGGCAGUUCGCCAGUUCUUGCACCUCGAAGCAACCGGCGCCCGCGACGGAACCGGCCAGAACUCGUGGUACUACCCGAUUUUGUUCGUCAACACCUUCUGGCAGCUCCGGUCCCAGAUGACCCUGCUCAACGAAACCGUCAAGACGCUGCCAAUCCGCAUCGACCUCAACAACUUGGCCGAGUGGAAGUUCAAGACCAUGGCAACUAUCGACAUGGGCGCCAAGGAGUCGGCUCGCCAGGCCGCCUUCGGCCACUCGUUACCGGGCGGCGGCGACGGGACCGAGAUCGAGAUGAUCAAGGAGAUCUUUAUCGACACCAAUCCGAUCCUCCUGGCCGUAACCGUUGCCGUCAGCAUCGCGCACAUGAUUCUCGAAACCCUGGCCUUUGGGUCCGACAUUGCCCACUACCGCAAGAAGAAGGACAACGUGGGCAUCUCGGUGCGGUCCAUCCUGGCCAACGUCUUCAUGCAGACCGUCAUCUUCCUCUACCUGGUCGACCAGUCCCAAAACACCAGCUGGAUGAUCCUGGGCAGCCAGGCGGUCGGCAUCGUGAUCGAGCUCUGGAAGAUCACGACGGUGGUGAACGUCCGGCUUCGCCCGGCUCCGGGGUCGAUCAUCCCUUACCGGAUCUCCUUUGAGGACAAGCACAAGCUCAGCGAGACGGAGGAGAAGACCAAGGAGUACGACGAGAUCGCCUUCAAGUACAUGUACAUGGCUGCCGUCCCGCUCCUCAUUGCGUACGCCGCCUACUCGCUCAUCUACGAGACACACAAGUCGUGGUAUUCCUACGUGAUCACGACGCUGGUCGGCUCCGUGUACGCGUACGGCUUCCUGAUGAUGGUGCCCUCGCUCUACAUCAACUACAGGCUCAAGAGCGUGGCGCACAUGCCGGCCAAGGCCAUGAUGUACAAGUUCCUCAACACCUUCAUCGACGACCUGUUUGCCUUCACCAUCAAGAUGCCCUUCCUGCACCGCCUGGCCACCUUCCGGGACGACGUCAUCUUUUUCAUCUAUCUCUACCAGCGGUGGGCCUACAAGGUCGACUACACUCGGGUCAAUGAGUUUGGUCAGGGCGGCGAGGAGGAGCCAGUGGUUGAGGAGAAACAAAGGGACAAGGAGAACAAGAGCCUCCCCCCGGCGUCCGCCCAAGGCACGGCCAAGUCCACGGGGUUCGACGCACCCAAGGCGACCAAGCGCAAGUAAGGAAGGAUAUCCUUCUGGGAUGGCAUCGGAAGUAGAGAGAGGAGGGAACACCAUCUGGCAGUUAGAUAAUAGAAUUGCGCACUAGCAAGAAGCCAUUCCGGAAGCUAACCCAACGGAUAGCCGUUUAUACCAUUUUGCUUGAACGAGAUGGGUGCAUAUCGUCCCGGUGUGAUCCGGAAGCGUAGCUCUACGUACGGAGCACAUACAUAUAUAGCACACUUUGGGCCCGCUCCAGGGCGAGCCGACGGUCCACUGUGGCCCAGACCGUCCCAGGAUUGCGAAUCCCAAUCUCCCCAGAAGCCUCGUAGGGCUGAGUGGCAC
This is a messenger RNA of Thermothelomyces thermophilus ATCC 42464, 2404 nucleotides long. RefSeq lists its product as uncharacterized. The transcript is spliced from 2 exons. NCBI's taxonomy places the organism in Eukaryota, Fungi, Ascomycota, Sordariomycetes, Sordariales, Chaetomiaceae. The record is from RefSeq and is a predicted model, not a curated record. Gene Ontology annotation, cellular component: membrane; endomembrane system. The coding region runs from base 122 to 2083 and encodes 653 amino acids.